Maudiozyma saulgeensis is the source of this 2022-nucleotide messenger RNA. The record is from the annotation of a GenBank genome assembly. Lineage: Eukaryota; Fungi; Ascomycota; Saccharomycetes; Saccharomycetales; Saccharomycetaceae.
AUGUCUUCUUCAAUUACUUAUACCAAAAAUGAAUCAAACGAUACUGCCAGCUUACAAAAUAUUAGUAAACUAAUACAGAGCAAAAGAAGGCUACCGUUUGUGAAUGAUAAAUUGAGUUGGGUCGAAUCUAGCAAAUGCCUUAAAUUUUUAACUGACAUUGAUCCUGAUAAAGUUCCUGCAUCAUGGAGGGAAUUGUUUAUGUCAUUUUUAGUUUGUUCAGAUAUAUCUUUUGAAUUCGAAGUGAUAAUAACAGACGAAAAAGUUCAUAGCAUAUUAUAUAAUAUUUUACCGCAAUGUGAUUUCACAACCCUUAUUACGGUAUUUAGAACAAUGUUCUCUCAAUUUCUUAAGGAACCGACUAGAUACAGGGAAGAAUAUCUUCAAUUCCUAGAAUUUUUAAAUACCAAACAUCUUUUAUUGAAUAUCUCAAUGUACUAUCUGGAGACAAUCGCAAUUGAUGAUCCUAAAUUAACAGAAUGCCUGAACUUCUUAGAUUUAUAUUUGACAACAAUACUAUUGUUAACUAAUUUUAAACCUGAUCGGUUAAGUAUAUUGGUUGCAGAAUUAUAUUUCGAAAUGAUUAGAUGUCAAUUUACAGUGGUAAUUACGCAAUUAUUGUUGCAAUCAGAUAAUAGUGACAUUAGGCAUAAAAUUAUCCAAAAAAUAAUUAACAAAAAGAUUGAAAUAUCUAAUUUUUUGGCUGAAACAAAAUUAGAAGAUUGUAAAUACGUAGAAGAAAGAUUAGCUCAAGUUAUUGAAGAAUCUAUGGACGGAGAUCAAGAUUUAAAAAGAAAAUUAGAUAGCAUUCAAAAUUUGACAAUAAAUUCCUCAGAGUUAAAUUUGUUACAAGUGUUGGAUGUAAUUGUAUUUCUCAAGGAACCAGAUCUAACAUUUAAACGUAUAUUUAUCGAACACUUAUUGUUUGGUGGGAACCCAUUUCCUUUUUACAAGGCAGUCUCAAGGAUAUCAGAUGAACUUCAUCAAUUCUUCAUUCAACAUCAAUCAGAGCUUAAGGAAAAACCUUACCUAAUAUCAUUCAUCAUGAACAAAGAAUCUUUCUUGGAAAGUAUUAUGAAAGUACAGUUGAAGGUGUGGAUAGAAUCUGGAUCAAAAUCGGCAGACGAUAUGGAGUCUGUAUUUAUGCUGAUUCCCGUCUUGUUAGAAAAAUUAGAUACAGUUUUGCAAGAUGUUUAUGGUGCUGUUCCGUUAGAUGAACUUCCCGAAAUUGUAAAUAAUUUUAUAAAAUCGAUUGACUAUAGAAAGGCAAGGGAUUUUCAACUAGAUAGGAUGAGACGAACCCAAUUAGAAAAAUGGAAACAGCAAAUGGUCGAAUUCGAUUCAAUAUUGAUUAAUCAGGUUCAUGAUUUUGUGAAAAACCAAAGAUUGAUUAGGUUUCAGAAAGGUGUUUGGGUAUACUCUCAGAACCCAACUGAUGCAUCUCUCAAGCAACCAAAGCUUUAUUUUACUAUCGUUUCUGACAACCAGGCAAACCUACUAGUUAGAGAAUUCGAAACAAAGACAGAAACGCAGCCUUGCGUUGAAGGGAUGAAAAUUGUAUCCAAGACUGCAUCACAUAUACAACCUCUUCAACAAUCUGUCACACUCGUGAUACCUUUGAAAAGUAUUGCCUAUUUUGAAAGUAGAGAUGUAUCUGUAAGAUCACAAACAGGAAAUUCUUCAACCAAAUUGGUUAAUUUAGGUCAGUUAGUUGGUUAUACUAAAGUUAAAUUACUUGAUAAAAACAAAAAAAGACUUUUAAAGGUGUAUUUGGAUACAAAAGAAAAGAAAUCCAUAUGGCUCGAUGGUCUUCAAUUGUUGUCACCUUAUGAUAUAAAAGAAAAUCUCUCAGCAGAUACUAAACAACAACAAAACGACCUGAUAUCACUAAGAAAGGAUGUUCAGAUGGUAAAUUUACACACUAAGAUUGCUUUAGAUGCGACAGUUGGUCUUGGUGAAGACGAUGACGAAUUUUAUGACCUUGACACGUUACUGGACCUACCACUUAAUAAUUACUACGAAUAG